ACGCGCUGCAUUAGAGCAGAGAGCUGUCUGCUGUCAUGGAGGACAGGACACAUACUGUAUGGUACUAAUUCACAAAUGCUAAUAUAGUGUACUCACUCCCAUCACAUCAUAUAUGCAGUAGCCCACUGUGUAGAGUAAGCUAUAUAGACAUUCUCAAAGGUGUUCACAUUUGCAAUGUGUACAUUCAGUCACUAUAGGCUACUUUCUAUUCAUGCAGACUAAAUCACAUACUCAUGAAUGUAAAGAACACAAAGAAACAAACUACUUUCAUAUCAUUUAGGCUACAUAUGAACACACAGCAUGCGGUAAUGCUGUGAUGAGGAUGGGGAGGGAGAUGAAGACUGAAGAGGAGGAGAGGGGGAGUGUUGAGAGAAACCCAGCCUCCUCCAUUCUACAGCACAAUGAAGUGGUGCAGCCUGUCCCCCACCCCUUUAUGCCACAUGGUACGAUCCAGACCAGUGUCAGAGGUAUUUAAAUCCUGGAGCCUGAAGCUUGCGCUGUUUGUGUACAGAAAACCGGCCUAAUCCAGGAAGCAGCACAGGCACAGAGGCGGAGAGGAGGGGGGAAGCAGAGAAAACAGACUCGGUGCAAAAUGGGACAGAGUGGGAAAAAGAGACCGUGAUAAGAGGAUCAGAGCGAGAGAGAAGACACAGUGAAUCCCGCUGCUGCUGCAUAUGUGAAGGUGAGAGCACUCUGUCGCUCUCUCUCUCUCUCGCUCUGUCAUCACUCUCUCCACGUCUUCUGUGUCGACGGGGGAGGGAGCAGCAUCCGUCCUGUCCCGGGCCUGGUGGCAUGUCCCAGCAUCCCACAGGAGCUCACGCAAGCCCACCGCACCUCCACCACGACCGUGAGAUCUGCGUGGUGUAGCAGGGCAGGCCAAGCCCCUGAAGCCUCAGCGCUCCCUCCCUGGGACACCUGUCACUCACACACUCAAACACUUCCCCAUCAACCUGCGUACAUCCAUGGACGGAAAGUACAAGGAGAUCGCCGAGGAGCUGUUCACUCGUAGCCUGACGGAGAGUGAGAUGCGCACCGCUCCUUAUGAGUUCCCUGAGGACAGCCCCAUCGAGCAGCUGGAGGAGAGACGCCAACGCCUGGAGAGGCAGAUCAGCCAGGACAUCAAGCUUGAGCCAGAGAUCCUGCUCCGCGCCAAGCAGGAGUUCAUGAAAAUUGACAGCACUGCCGACCUGGAGUUUAUGAAUGAGGUGGGUGGUGUGGACAGGACGGAUGAUGGCUGGAUGAAGGAGAGAGUAUUACCGAUGGAGCGAGAGUACCAGCGCGUCUCAAUAUCAGGGGAGGAGAAGUGUGGGGUGCCCUUCACAGACCUGGUGGAUGCAGCUAAAUGUGUGGUGAAGGCCCUGUUCAUCAGGGAGAAAUACAUUGCGAUGUCCAUUCAGAACUUCUGUAAGACCACUGCCUGCGAGCUGGGGGAGCUGGGAGAGAAACCCCUGGACCUACGCGUCUAUGAGGAGAUCCCCGAAACCCCCGUUGAUGCAGAUGCUCCAGUCCACCCCCCUGUCUCAGAGACUCACCCCUAUGAAAACCAGGACACCAAGAACAUGCCUGCAGACACAGGGUACAGCUGUAAGAUGGUGGAUGGGGUCAUGCAUGUCUACACCAAGAAGAGCCCCAUGGAGAAGAGUACAGAGUUGGACCUGCCUUACCCAGACCUGAAGGAGUACAUCGCUGACAUGAACGUCAUGAUGGCUCUCAUCAUUAACGGACCAGUAAAGUCAUUCUGCUACCGCCGGCUGCAAUACCUGAGCUCUAAGUUCCAGAUGCACAUCCUGCUAAAUGAGAUGAAGGAGCUGGCAGCCCAGAAGAAGGUUCCUCACCGCGACUUCUACAACAUCCGCAAGGUGGACACACACAUCCAUGCCUCGUCUUGUAUGAACCAGAAGCACCUGCUGCGUUUUAUCAAGCGGGCCAUGAAGAAGUACCCUGGGGAGAUAGUCCACAUGGAGCACGGCCGGGGACAGACCCUCAUGGAGGUGUUUGAGAGCAUGAACCUGACCGCCUUCGACCUGAGUGUGGACACACUGGACAUGCACGCGGACCGCAACACGUUCCAUCGCUUUGACAAGUUCAACGCCAAAUACAACCCCAUCGGAGAGUCCAUCCUGAGAGAGAUCUUUAUCAAGACAGACAACCACAUCGAGGGCAAAUACUUUGGCCACAUGAUCAAGGAGGUGAUGGCUGACCUAGAGGAGAGUAAGUACCAGAACGUGGAGCUGCGUCUGUCCAUCUACGGCCGCUCCCGGGACGAGUGGGACAAGCUGGCCCAGUGGGCCGUCAAACACCAAGUCUACUCUGACAAUGUGCGCUGGCUCAUCCAAGUGCCCCGCCUUUUUGAUGUGUACCGCACCAAGAAGCAGCUGGCAAACUUCCAGGAGAUGAUGGAGAACAUCUUCAUGCCUCUGUUUGAGGUCACCAUCAACCCCCGCAGCCACCCUGAGCUGCACCUCUUCCUGCAGCAUGUGGUGGGCUUUGACAGUGUGGAUGAUGAGUCCAAGCCGGAGCACCACAUCUUCAACAUGGACAGCCCCCUGCCAGCCGUCUGGACAGAGGAGGACAACCCUCCCUACUCCUACUACCUCUACUACACCUACGCCAACAUGACCGUGCUCAACCACCUGCGCAGGAGGCGUGGCUUCCACACGUUUGUGCUGCGCCCUCACUGCGGGGAGGCGGGGCCUGUCCACCACCUGGUGUCAGGUUUUAUGCUUUCAGAGAACAUCUCCCACGGGCUGCUGCUCAGGAAGGCACCAGUGCUGCAGUACCUGUACUACCUGGCUCAGAUUGGCAUUGCCAUGUCCCCCCUGAGCAACAACAGCCUGUUCCUCAGCUACCACCGCAACCCCCUGCCUGAGUAUCUGUCCAGAGGCCUCAUGAUCUCUCUGUCCACUGACGACCCCCUACAGUUCCACUUCACCAAGGAGCCCCUGAUGGAGGAGUACAGCAUUGCCACACAGGUGUGGAAGCUGAGCUCCUGUGACAUGUGUGAGCUGGCCAGGAACAGCGUCCUUAUGAGCGGCUUUUCCCACAAGGCAAAGAGCUACUGGCUGGGGCCCAAAUACAGCAAGGAGGGCCCGGAGAGCAACGACAUCCGUCGUACCAACGUCCCGGACAUCCGCGUGGCGUACCGCAGUGAGACCCUGCUGGAGGAGCUCAACCUCAUCACCCACGCUGUGCGCACCAAGGAGCUGGACAACAUCGACGAGGAGGACACCCUCUCCAUGGCCCCCGUCGGGGCAGAAGGACGCUAAAUCAACAACUCCUCUCUAUUGCUCACUGUGAUAGGUUUUAUUUCAUAUUGGAGGAGAGAGACAGUAGCCUGAAGUCUUUUGUUUCACAUUUUAUUUUCUUCAAUCUGUUCCUGGGUCACUUCCUCUGUCAUUUUUAUCCCCUGACCCUCCAUACCGUCAAACCCCAAAUUAUUUCCUUUGCUUUGUCAUGUGACCCUGCAUGGGAAGGAAGGUCCCAUAGUUAAACCUGUGAUUUGAUGGCAUGUUUGUACCCAUCACCGAUAUAACGCACACACACACACACACUUAUUGCACAGUUUUCCCGUCCUGAAAGCUGCUUAUCUUCCAUCACACAGUCAUGCUGCCUUAAGCUUAACAUCUAGUGUAAUAUUUUCAUAAUGGUUAUAACUUAUGAAGUAGGAAAGCAGAUACAACUUAACAGCAAUAUUAUGAGUGUAUUAUCCAUGGGUCGUCUUACCUACACUACAUGGACACACUUAAACAACGCAUAGGUGGGUUUUCCACACUACAUUGUUCCAACAACACCCGUUCCGCACGGAUAGGAACAGUCGCAUGUAACUUCGAGAUGCAUGGAAACCAUGGUAACAAAUGUCUAAUGUACGGACGUACUGAGUUUAAAAAACAGACAAAGGACCAAAUCUGCGUGGUCUAGAAGCAGAAGUCGUGCACAAUUCCAGUCUGUGUGCUCCUGGGUAUCUGCUGGCUUUCAUCUGUCUCUGUGCUUCAGGCAAUUUCUAGUGAUUUAUUAGCUAAAGGAGUCAUCUCGGCUGGUCUCCCUGAUCUAAAUCAGCUUUGAACUAAAUAGCAGGCAGGACAUCCAGCAGAGACAUUGCAGCAGCCCUCAGGACAUGGAGCUGUGCACCUGACCGUGGGCUACUGCAAACAUUCCAUUAAAUUAACAUUAAGAUACAUGUUAUUUUUAGCUGCAGAAAAAAACAUUACUGGCCUGUCGCCUGUGCAUAUAACAAAUCACAUUAGUUAUAGAAUAUGCAGCCAAAAACAGUAGAUUUAUACUAUUCCAGUAUAGAUGCAUGAUGUGCACAGGGUGUAUAUCUCAGUUUGUGGUAGAGUGGAUGCUGAGAGGUGUGCAUGAUGGAGCCAAUCAACCACAACUUGUUUUCCAAGCACAAGUCCAGAAGGAUGAAUACAGCAUCGUCCAAGCCAGGAGGGCUCCCACGCCCCCUACCAUUACCUCAACAGUCACCAUGUUCUUGUUUAUGGACCCUCCAAACCCCAUUGUGUGUGUAUGUCCCGCUCCCCCACACACACACACACACACCCCUUGGUCCUCUAAAGAGACCAGGACAGACCACAGGGACUGGCCUCUGGACCCACUAUGUUGGUUAUUAAUUCAUUGCAUGCAGUGCCCUGUAUGCUCCAAACCUGACUUACAAGGGCCUUUUGAUUUGAACUUUGGGCACUAGCUAGCUGUUCUCAUGCUCUUCUACAACGCCUCAGUCCUCAUCACCAACAACAACUGCAGCAUCUGUUCUCUUCAUGCUUUAGCAUUUUUGCUGAACUAACAUCAAGAUGAUGCCAUCGGGACUGAAACCAUGCUGCAUGUUAAAGUACCUUCUCCUUUACCUACCCAGGCCUUCCAGUGAAGUGGAAGAAGCCGUUUUACCAAUGCUCUGCUUUGACUGCAUUUCCACCGUGUAUCUUAUGUUGUGCAUGCCUGCAUGGAGCCCUGUGUGGCAACAGGAGUGGCUGAGAAGCUGUUUAAAGUGAGAUGUAAUGUGAAAAAGCAACACAUGAGAAUCUAAGUAAGCUGAACGACUGUCAUGUAUGAAGUAUGUGUGCAGUCAAUGAUUGUUGUUAGUUUGAGUUCUGCAAAACAAACUCAUUCAGCUUGUCAUCCCUAAUGCAAUGCUCAAACCGUGCAGGGACACAUUUGCAUGGUUGUCAUCAGGAUCAAACGAGCUCACCCCCACCACCAUGGUUGUCGUGGUCACCAAAACAAGUACACUCAUCCCCAUUAUCUUGCCCAAAGUCAAAGAGCCUCUUCUAUGCCCGAUUCAAACUGUGGGCAUUCAUCUUGGAUAUUGUUAUAACUGUUCUAAUUGUACAGUCCUAUUAGAUGCCAAGACUGAUCCAUUGGAAUAAGUGGGCCCUUGUUGUAAAUGUUCACCAUGCAUUGCAUACCAUAUCUACCAGGCCAUUUAAAAAAACUUAAGAUCGAAGCCUGAUAUAUACAGUAAGGCCUAGAUUGAAUCAGAUCAAGUGUUAACCGGCGAUAGCCGACACCCGCAUGGCUGAUGUUUUGGCGGUGUCGGAGGUGGAACUGCGUUGGUGCUGUCAAAUCGGUGAGCAGCUGCUCUCUAUCAUUGU
This is a messenger RNA of Coregonus clupeaformis (lake whitefish), 5594 nucleotides long. Its product is annotated as AMP deaminase 2-like. Lineage: Eukaryota; Metazoa; Chordata; Actinopteri; Salmoniformes; Salmonidae. Gene Ontology annotation, cellular component: cytosol. Bases 963 to 3266 code for a protein of 767 amino acids. Gene Ontology annotation, molecular function: AMP deaminase activity. The record is from RefSeq and is a predicted model, not a curated record. Gene Ontology annotation, biological process: IMP salvage; AMP metabolic process. The transcript is spliced from 18 exons.